Messenger RNA from Choloepus didactylus (southern two-toed sloth), 1274 nucleotides. RefSeq names its product C-type lectin domain family 4 member G (gene CLEC4G). The coding region runs from base 59 to 940 and encodes 293 amino acids. The record is from RefSeq and is a predicted model, not a curated record. Lineage: Eukaryota; Metazoa; Chordata; Mammalia; Pilosa; Megalonychidae. The transcript has 9 exons.
GGUGGGGGAGGGGAGGCAACAUUUAUAUGCAUGGUCUGAGUCAGGCUCCUGCACAGCCAUGGAGGCCUCCGGGUACAGCAAGUGGAGCAAUGGGCCUGAGGAGGUCUCCAGAGGGCCCUGGGGACUCUGGGAGCGUUGGGGUUGGAGACCCCUCUUCGUAGUCCUAGCCCUGGUGGUCGCUGUUGUUCUGUGGGUGCUUGUUCUGAGCAUCCUGUUCUCCAAGGCCUCCACGGAGCGUCAGGCGCUGCUCGGCGGCCAAGACCUACUGAGGACAAAUGCGUCGGAUCAGACCGCGAUGCUGGGUGUCCUGAAGAAGGAGGUCGGAGGCUGCCGGAACUGCUGCUCGGAGACCCGCGCGCAGCUGCAAACCACGCACACGGAGCUUCGGGAGGCGCAGAGGAAGCUGUUGCAGCAGGAGAGCGCCUUGAAUGAACUGCGCGAGCGAGUGACCCGGGACUUGGCCAAAGCAGGCGAGGACCGCGAGAAAAUCCGCAGUGAGCUGUUCCGGGCGCUGGAGACCGCCAAGUUUGGAAACAGUUCCUGCGAGGGGUGUCCCACGUCGUGGCUGCCCUUCGAGGGUUCCUGCUACUUUUUUUCGGUUCUGCGGGCCAAGUGGGACGAGGCACAGCGGAACUGCGCGGGCGCCGGCGCACACUUGGUGAUUGUCGGGGGACUGGAGGAGCAGGGCUUCCUGACUCGGAAUACGCGUGGCCGAGGUUACUGGCUGGGCCUCAGGGCCGUGCGCCUGGUGCGUAAGAUCCAGCGCUACGAGUGGGUGGACGGCGUCCGGCUCAGCUUCAGCCACUGGAACCAGGGGGAGCCCAAUGACUCCGAGGGACGAGAAGAAUGCGUCAUGAUGCUGCGUACAGGGCUGUGGAACGACGCACCGUGCGAUAGCGAGAGGGACAGCUGGAUCUGCGAGAAGCGGCUCAGCUGCUGACCCCGCCAGUGCCUGGGAGCCCCGCCUGCCGCCUGCUCCUAGUUUCGUGAGGAGAAGCCCACAGCCCGGCUCCACCCGCCGCAUUCCCCCCUCCCCACCAUGGCUAAGCCCAGUGUGGCUCUAAAUACUCUCGCCUGGCUCUCCUCCCGGUUUCAGGAGCCUGAUGUUCUGACUCCACUGCUUCCCUCCGUAGCCGUGGGCUGGGGAAUAUAGGGUAGAAUAGUAGGUUUUAACUGCUGUUUUCCCCAGACUGGGAACCCUCUAGGACUGGGGUUUCGUGAGCUGUCUUGGCCGCCUGAGGGCGCAUGAAUAAAUAUUUGAGAAAUGAAUCUUG